CCAUGCCCAGCAGGACCGGCGCCAAGAUGGACGGGAGCGGCGGCCGCGUCCGCCUGAAGGCGCACUACGGCGGGGACCUCCUGGUCACCAGCCUGGACCCCGCGACCACCUUCGAGGAGCUGUGUGGGGAGGUACGAGACAUGUGCGGGCUGCACACCGGGCACCCGCUCACCCUCAAGUGGGUGGACAACGAAGGUGACCCCUGCACCGUGUCCUCCCAGAUGGAGCUGGAGGAGGCCUUCCGCCUGGCCUGCCAGCGCCGGCACGAGGGGCUCGUGGUCCAUGUGUUCCCGAGCAUCCCUGCGCAGCCCGGCCUGCCCUGCCCCGGAGAGGACAAGUCCAUCUACCGCCGUGGAGCCAGAAGAUGGAGGAAGCUGUACCGCGCCAACGGCCAUCUCUUCCAAGCCAAGCGUUUUAACAGGAGAGCGUCCUGCGGCCAGUGCAGCGAAAGGAUAUGGGGGCUCGCGCGGCAGGGCUACCGCUGCGUCCACUGCAGGCUGCUGGUGCAUAGACGCUGCCUCGUGCUCGUCCCGCCGAGCUGCAGAAGGCAUAUGGAUUCUGUCAUGCCUUCCCAAGAGCCUCCCGCGGACGGCAAGGAUGACGGCGUGGGCCUCGCCCCUGAGGAGACCGACGGAAUUGCCUACAUUUCUUCAACCCGGAAACACGACGGCAUCAAAGAUGACUCUGAGGACCUCAAGCCAGUCAUUGACGGAAUGGACGGGGUCAAGAUCUCCCCGGGGCUGGGGCUGCAGGACUUCGACCUGAUCAGGGUCAUCGGGCGCGGCAGCUACGCCAAGGUGCUCCUGGUGCGGCUGAAGAAGAACGACCAGGUCUACGCCAUGAAGGUGGUGAAGAAGGAGCUGGUGCACGACGACGAGGACGUGGACUGGGUGCAGACGGAGAAGCACGUGUUCGAGCAGGCGUCCAGCAGCCCCUUCCUGGUCGGCCUGCACUCCUGCUUCCAGACGACCAGCCGGCUGUUCCUGGUCAUAGAGUACGUGAACGGCGGCGACCUCAUGUUCCACAUGCAGAGGCAGCGGAAGCUCCCCGAGGAGCACGCCAGGUUCUACGCGGCCGAGAUAUGCGUCGCUCUCAACUUCUUGCACGAGCGAGGGAUCAUCUACCGGGACCUGAAGCUGGACAACGUGCUCCUGGACGCGGAUGGCCACAUCAAGCUGACGGACUACGGCAUGUGCAAGGAAGGCCUGGGUCCCGGUGACACCACCAGCACCUUUUGUGGCACCCCGAACUACAUCGCCCCAGAAAUCCUGCGAGGGGAGGAAUACGGGUUCAGCGUGGACUGGUGGGCACUGGGCGUGCUGAUGUUCGAGAUGAUGGCGGGGCGCUCCCCUUUCGACAUCAUCGCCGACAACCCUGACAUGAACACAGAGGACUACCUUUUCCAAGUCAUCCUGGAGAAGCCCAUCCGCAUCCCGCGCUUCCUGUCCGUCAAAGCCUCCCACGUCCUGAAAGGGUUCCUCAACAAGGACCCCAAAGAGAGGCUGGGCUGCCGGCCACAGACCGGGUUCUCGGACAUCAGGUCGCACGCCUUCUUCCGCAGCGUCGACUGGGACCUGCUGGAGAAGAAGCAGGCCCUGCCGCCCUUCCAGCCGCAGAUCACCGACGACUACGGGCUGGACAACUUCGACGCGCAGUUCACCAGCGAGCCCGUGCAGCUGACCCCGGACGACGAGGACGUCAUCAAGAGGAUCGACCAGUCCGAGUUCGAAGGCUUCGAGUACAUCAACCCGCUGCUGCUGUCCACCGAGGAGUCCGUGUGAGCGCCUCCCGCGGCCUGGUCUGCGAGCGCCCGAACUCUGCCCCCACCGCGCAUGCAUGCGGGCGGCGGCGCCGGCGCAGG
Talpa occidentalis (Iberian mole) is the source of this 1861-nucleotide messenger RNA. RefSeq names its product protein kinase C zeta (gene PRKCZ). The coding region runs from base 3 to 1781 and encodes 592 amino acids. The transcript is spliced from 18 exons. Gene Ontology annotation, biological process: protein phosphorylation. Lineage: Eukaryota; Metazoa; Chordata; Mammalia; Eulipotyphla; Talpidae. The record is from RefSeq and is a predicted model, not a curated record. Gene Ontology annotation, molecular function: protein serine/threonine kinase activity; ATP binding; protein binding.